Messenger RNA from Mauremys reevesii (Reeves's turtle), 4359 nucleotides. It is a transcript of the gene RCOR2, whose product is annotated as REST corepressor 2. Gene Ontology annotation, molecular function: transcription corepressor activity. NCBI's taxonomy places the organism in Eukaryota, Metazoa, Chordata, Testudines, Geoemydidae. The coding region runs from base 1879 to 3486 and encodes 535 amino acids. The transcript has 12 exons. Gene Ontology annotation, biological process: negative regulation of DNA-templated transcription; regulation of transcription by RNA polymerase II. The record is from RefSeq and is a predicted model, not a curated record. Gene Ontology annotation, cellular component: transcription regulator complex; histone deacetylase complex.
UUGAGUUUUACUUGAGGAUGCCCACUUCUCCUCUCCCUACCCAUUUUUAAAGGCUUAUGUUUUAAGAUUUUUUUGAAUGCAGUGUUACUUACAAUUGUGUUAUUUAAAGUGCCAUUGAACAGCUGCUAGGGUAUAUUUUCCUGGGGUGGCUAGCCGGUGACAGGAGGGCUAGAAAGCUAAAAGGAAACAAAUUGAAGGAAGCAUUCAUUUACUUUACAUAAACAUAUAAGAAAACAAUGUUAAUACUGUGCUAAUAAAUAUAUUACAAGGGAUUCUCCUAGAAGUGAUAGGCUGAGAGAAUAGAUGUUAUAGAUCUAUAUCUAUCUAUCCAUCCAUCACUAUACACACCCCUCUAUCUACCUACCUACCAUCCAUCCCUAUACAAACACCUCUAUCUAUUGAUCCAUCUAUCCAUAAAUAUCCAUCACCCUAUAUACCUCUCCAUUUAUCCAUCUCUAUCUGUCUCUCCCCAUACAUACUCCUUUAGCUAAUCUAGCUCUCUAUAUACAUAUUUAAAUCUAUGUAUGCAUAUCUAUUCAUCUAUCCAUCUAUCUAUAUUCAUCCACGUACACUAAGCACAUCUGGUCCAAGAAGGCAUACAGUGCAAUAGGCAGAAAGGGGAGGGUGUAUACUGGCUGGGGAGAAAUAUAUCCAUUGCAAAAGCUAAGCCCCCUAGCCUCCUGCUGGGGGUGGGGAGUGUCUCCAUAGGUGCUGGAAUUAGGGAUGCUGGGGAUGCCACACCCCUUGACUUGAAGUGGUUUCCAUUCUAUACAGGGUUUACAGUUUGGUUCAAUGGCUCUUAGCACCCCCACUAUAAAAAAUAUUCCAGCACCCCUGGGUGGCUCUGUCUCUGAACAGUUCUCCAUUUCUCUCAUUCUCUCCCUUUCAUCCCUUCUUCAGGGACAGGGGCAUUUUAAAAGACAACAUAAAGACCCACCCAGCAGCUCCUCUCAUUCAGUACAUCCCCCUCCUUACAUACACAUCUGGGCUCAACUCUUUCCCCCCUCCUUCCGCCUGCCUCUUGCCCCUGCCUGCCCCCCUCUGGCCAGAUGUGCAUCCAGGCGGAGGGGUUCAGCUGGGAGGUGCUGAGGCCAGGGGAGCUGGAACUACUUUUCCCCAGCAGCAGUAAGCAGCAGGAGCCGACCGAGGAAGCUCCAGUCUGACUCUCAUUGUGUGUGUGUGUGUGAGGAGAGACGGAGGCAGGCACAGGAGCUCCUGUAAAGCCUCCUUCCCACGCAACUUUCCCACCAGGGUUCCCCCCUCCACCGCACACACUGAGUCAACCCCCCUCUUCUUGCAGCAUCCCCAGACCCUGGACUCAGGACCCCCCCCAUUUCCACCCCCUACUCCUGGAGGUCACUUUUAUUUUUGUGCACAAGUUGCUACAUCUUUGGAGGAAGAAAGAAGCCAUAGAAGGAAACGGGGGUCAGAUCGUCCCCAGGGGAGAGUUGGGGGGAAAUCCCUCAUUUUUAACCCAACUCCCUCUCCCGUUUUUUGCAUUUGGUAGGUUAUUUUUUGCGGGGUGGGGUGUGUGAAGCAUCUGGAAUCUCAGGUGUUGGGAGCAAAGGGGUUUGUUGGAAAGUCCCCCCCUCAUUUCAGGGGAGUUUGGGAAACUUUUGAAUGGGAGGAAAGAUUUCAGUCUGGGAAAAGAAACCCUGAAAUCCUCCCCCUUCGCAGGGAAUUUUGGGGAUCCCUCCAUCCUGGGAUCCGCCCCCAUGGACUUUUCUUUAAUUGUAAGUUUCGCCCCCUCGCUGUUUUAAUUUUUGAUUGUUUCAAGUCGCCACCGACCAGCGGGCGCGUCCUCCACCCUGAACCAGGACUAAAGGGGGGGAUUCCUGUGGUGGAGGGGCCCGCAAAGCAGAGGGAGCUGGGGGGGCAAUGCCUUCCGUGAUGGAAAAAUCCGGCCCGGCCUCCGGGAUCCUAUCGAGGAGCCGGGCGAAAUCGGCCACCAAUGGCAAUCAUCAGACCUCGGAGGAUGAGAGCAGCGAAGAAGAGCAUUCGCACGACAGCAUGAUUCGGGUGGGGGCUGAUUACCAAGCUGUGAUCCCUGAGUGCAAGCCAGAAAGCCCCGCUCGCUACAGCAACAAGGAGCUGAAGGGGAUGCUGGUCUGGUCGCCCAACCACUGCGUGUCAGAUGCCAAAUUGGACAAAUACAUCGCAAUGGCCAAGGACAAGCACGGCUACAACAUUGAGCAGGCCCUGGGGAUGCUGCUGUGGCACAAGCAUGACGUGGAGAAGUCUCUGGCUGACCUGGCCAACUUCACGCCCUUUCCAGACGAGUGGACGGUGGAGGACAAGGUGCUAUUUGAGCAGGCGUUCAGCUUCCAUGGCAAGAGCUUCGCGCGCAUCCAGCAGAUGCUCCCCGACAAGCUGAUCCCCAGCCUGGUGAAGUAUUACUACUCCUGGAAGAAGACAAGGAGCCGCACGAGUGUCAUGGACCGACAGGCCCGCCGGCUGCUCAGCAAGAAGGAGAGGGAUGACAGUAACGACGAGAUGGAGGAGGGACGGGCAGCCAGCGAGGGGGAGUUUGAUGCCAUGGACCCCAAGAAGGAGCCAAGCUACCAGAAGCUGCCGAACAGUCGGCCGGGCCCAGGAUCGGGCUCAGGGCCUGUGAGGAAGGAGGCGCAGCUGUCGCAGUAUCGGCACCACCCACUGCGCUCACGCCGGCGCCCCCCCAAGGGCAUGUACCUGAGCCAGGACGACAUCGCUGGUAUCUCGGCCAGCCCUGAUGUGGGCACCCUGGCGCUGCGCCACCUCGACUCACAGCUCGUCUCCCUCAAGCGCCAGGUCCAGUGCAUCAAGCAGAUCAACAGCAGCAUGAAGCAGGCCCUGGAGGGUGGGAUUGACAAGCUGCGGCCCCCUGAGGGGAACAGCAAGUUCAACUCGCGCUGGACAACGGACGAGCAGCUGCUGGCUGUGCAGGCCAUCCGCAGGUACGGGAAGGAUUUCCAGGCCGUGGCUGGGGUGAUCGGCAACAAGACACUGGCCCAGGUGAAAACCUUCUUCGUCAGCUACCGGCGCCGCUUCAAUCUGGAGGAAGUGCUGCAGGAGUGGGAGGCUGAGCAGGGGGGCUCCCCAAGGGGCCGCUCCCCCCCCCAUGACACCAAGAGCUCUAGCGUCUCACUGGCCAGCAGCGAGGAGGAUGAUGAGGUGCAGAUCACAGCCGUGUCCCGCUCUGCCCAGCCGCAGCCCCCAGCGUCCACUGCAGCGGCUCUGCCCUCUGCCUCCCCCCGGCUGCCGCCCACCACGCUGUCGCAACCUCCCCCCUUGCUGCGGCCCACACUGCCCACAGCGCCCACGCUGCACCGCCAGCCACCCCCACUCCAGCAGGGGCGCUUCCUGCAGCCCAGACUGUCGCCCAACCAGCCGCCCCCGCCACUCAUCCGGCCUGCUGCUUCCCGCUACCACGGGCGGGGGCCCCAGCCCUCCUCGCUGGUGGGCGUGGCCCUGGAGCCCCCUCCCCCCUCCUCCUCCAGCUCCCUCUGAGGUUUUAGGGGGAGGCCAGCUGAAGCCCCCUACUUCCUUAGUGUCCUGGAUCCUGCUUGGUUAAGGGGUCAGGGGCUCCAUCUACCCCAUAGUGACACUGGGGGUGUCUCUAGGACCCCCCCCUCCCCAGGGGAGGGGAGAGACUGAAGGACUUGCAUUGGUUGAACCCGGCCCCCCCAGCAUGGUCCAUUUGGGCUCUAAGCAAAAUCCAGGCAGGGGAGUGGGUACUAAUGCCAGCUGUGGGGAGCCUGGGGUAGUGGGGGGGAGGGGGAUUCUUUACUUGUAGAGGGAUCAGUUCAAUGGGGCGGCGCACCCCCUGCUGGUGAGCCAUGCCUAGUGUGGGGCAGGGACCCCUCCUCACCCCUAGGAGCCUGGGCAGGGGGUGGGAGUGGGGCUCCUACCUGUGGCUGAAUGAGCUGGGGAAUGUAUCUUCUCCGGGGGGAGGGUAGUGGGAAUGUUCUCCUGGCAGUGGGGGGUGCUGAUGCUAGCCCCUGGCUGGCAGAGCAGUUGCUGGGGGGGGGGGUGUUGAGGGGCAGGAGUAGCACAAAAUCCCCCCCCGCCCCCCACAGGGCACAGCUCCCUCACCUUAGGGGGCAGCACUGGCUCCCAGGGGGGACCUGAGGGCCAGGUAAGGGGUAGCCAGCAUUAACACGGGGUGAGGCACGUGCAGGAGAGUUGGGGGGAGCAUUGACGAGGCCUUGGAAGAAGCACAGAGCUGGGGUGGGGUUGGGCACUCCCCCUCCCCCAUCUAGAGGACAGCAGCUCAGUCACCUGCACAGCCAUGGAGACCCCCCCCCCCAUGCUGAGUGCAUGCUGCUGUGCUGGGGGAGGGGGGUCUGGGCAAUGGGGCAUUUGUAGGCAGGGCUUGUAGCU